This is a messenger RNA of Alternaria ethzedia, 411 nucleotides long. It is a transcript of the gene HHT1, whose product is annotated as histone H3.1. The record is from RefSeq and is a predicted model, not a curated record. The transcript is spliced from 4 exons. Gene Ontology annotation, cellular component: nucleosome. Gene Ontology annotation, biological process: rRNA transcription. Gene Ontology annotation, molecular function: DNA binding; structural constituent of chromatin; protein heterodimerization activity. NCBI's taxonomy places the organism in Eukaryota, Fungi, Ascomycota, Dothideomycetes, Pleosporales, Pleosporaceae. The coding region runs from base 1 to 411 and encodes 136 amino acids.
AUGGCCCGCACUAAGCAGACCGCCCGCAAGUCCACUGGUGGCAAAGCCCCCCGCAAGCAGCUCGCAUCCAAGGCAGCUCGCAAGUCCGCACCGUCAACCGGUGGUGUCAAGAAGCCUCACCGCUACAAGCCCGGAACCGUCGCCCUCCGUGAGAUCCGUCGCUACCAGAAGUCGACUGAGCUCCUCAUCCGCAAGCUGCCCUUCCAGCGUCUUGUCCGUGAGAUCGCUCAGGACUUCAAGUCGGAUCUCCGCUUCCAGUCCUCUGCCAUCGGCGCUCUCCAGGAGUCCGUCGAGGCCUACCUCGUCUCGCUCUUCGAGGACACCAACCUCUGCGCCAUCCACGCCAAGCGUGUCACCAUCCAGAGCAAGGACAUCCAGCUCGCCCGCCGCCUCCGUGGUGAGCGCGGUUAA